AUGGCAGAGGAGGGGCAGCUGGAGGUGCCUGAAGUGGUUCCUGAGCAGCUGUCUGCACUGGGGCAGGCAUCGGCAGUGCAGGGGCCUGCGCUGGAGGAGGGCUUCGUCAGCAAACGAUCUGUACGGUUACAGCGCUCCUUCCCACUGACAGCUGUCAUCGGCCAGGAUCAUAUAAAGCAGGCUCUGCUUCUGGGAGCAUGCGACACUGGCCUGGGUGGGGUGUGCAUUGCUGGAAAACGAGGAACAUGCAAGUCUGUGCUUGCGAGAGGGCUGCAUGCACUGCUGCCUCCCAUUGAGGUGGUCAAGGGCAGCUACUGCAACGCCAACCCUGAGAACCCAAGGGAGUGGGAGGACGGGCUGAGGGCAAAGCUGGGACAGGGAGAGGUCCCAAGGGAGAUCAAGGAUGCACCCUUUGUGCAGAUCCCCUUGGGCGUGACAGAGGACAGGCUCGUGGGCACUGUGGACAUUGAGGCCUCCAUGAAGGAUGGGAAGACAGUUUUCCAGCCGGGCCUACUGGCGGAGGCGCACAGGGGCAUCCUGUACGUGGACGAGAUCAAUCUGCUGGACGAUGGCAUUGCCAACCUGCUGCUGACCAUCCUGUCUGACGGCGUCAAUGUGGUGGAGCGAGAAGGCCUCUCUGUCUCUCACCCGUGCCGACCACUGCUCAUAGCCACGUUCAACCCGGAGGAGGGGCCCUUGAGGGAACACUUGCUGGACCGCAUUGCCAUCACGCUGUCUGCAGAUGUUCCCUUCGACUUCAAGGACCGCGUGACCGCCGUUGAAGCAGCCCUCCGCUUCCAGGACCAGCCGAUGGCAAUGGUGGGUGAGAGCGAGGAGCUGACGGACGGGCUGCGCACGCAAGUGCUGUUUGCGCGCGAGUACCUGAAGGACGUGGGGAUCGGGGAGAAGCAGGUGGAGCGACUGGUGCAGGAGGCCUCGCGCGGCGGCUGCCAGGGGCACCGCGCUGAGCUCUUUGCUGCCCGCGUUGCCAAAGCCUCGGCCGCCCUUGACGGGAGGGACAUGGUGAACGCGGACGACAUUGCUAAGGCGGUGCAGCUGGUCAUUCUGCCGCGUGCAACGACACUGAACAACAACGAUGAGCAACCCCCAAACCAGCCACCGCCGCCGCCGCCACCCCCGCCGCCGCCGAGCGCCGAGGACGAGCAGGACCAGGAAGAGGAGGAGCAGCAGGAUGAGGACGACCAGGAGACUCCAGAUGAGCCAGAGGCGGACCAGAUCCCGGAGGAGUUUGUGAUAGAGUCGGACGGGACGGUGCUGGACCCGACAGUGAUGGCGUUUGCGACGAACCAGCAGCGUGCGCUCGGCAAGAGCGGCCGCUCCAAGUCGCUCAUCUUCUCAGAGGACCGCGGCCGCUACAUCAAGCCCAUGCUGCCCAGAGGUGACAAGGUGAAGCGGCUUGCAGUGGAUGCCACUCUCAGAGCGGCUGCCCCCUACCAGAAGGCGCGCCGCAACCGCGCCAUAGCAGAGAACAAGAGAGAGCGCAAGGUGUAUGUGGAGAGGGGUGACAUGCGCAGCAAGCGGCUGGCGCGCAAGGCGGGUGCCCUGGUCAUUUUUGUGGUGGACGCCUCCGGCAGCAUGGCCCUCAACCGCAUGUCCUCCGCCAAGGGCGCUGCGCUGACGCUGCUGCAGCAGAGCUACACAUCACGCGACCAGGUGAGCGUGAUCCCCUUCUGCGGCGACAAGGCGGAGGUUCUCCUGCCGCCCUCCAAGUCCAUCGCCAUGGCGCGCCGGCGCCUCGACUCCCUGCCCUGCGGCGGCGGCUCCCCGCUCGCCCACGGCAUCUCCCUGGCGGUGCGCACGGCGAUAAACGCGCAGACGAGCGGCGACUGCGGGCGCAUAAUGAUCGUGCUGCUGACGGACGGGCGCGCCAACGUGAGCCUGGGGAAAUCCAAUGAGGACCCCGAGGCCAUCGCAGAAGGCGCCCCCAAGCCCAGCCAGGAGCAGCUCAAGACAGAGGUCCUGGAUAUGGCCAAGCGCGUGGCCGCCUCCGGCUUCAAUCUGCUCGUCAUCGACACCGAGAACCAGUUUGUGUCGACCGGAUUUGCCAAGGAGAUUGCCACUGCAGGCGCUGGCAAGUACUACUACCUGCCCAACGCCUCAGAGCAGGCCAUUGCUGCUGCAGCCUCUGGAGCCAUGGCAGAUGCAAUGGCCAUGUGA
Coccomyxa subellipsoidea C-169 is the source of this 2178-nucleotide messenger RNA. Its product is annotated as magnesium chelatase subunit D. Bases 1 to 2178 code for a protein of 725 amino acids. Gene Ontology annotation, molecular function: ATP binding; ATP hydrolysis activity; magnesium chelatase activity. NCBI's taxonomy places the organism in Eukaryota, Viridiplantae, Chlorophyta, Trebouxiophyceae, Coccomyxaceae. The transcript has 15 exons. Gene Ontology annotation, biological process: chlorophyll biosynthetic process. The record is from RefSeq and is a predicted model, not a curated record.